Nothobranchius furzeri (turquoise killifish) is the source of this 7989-nucleotide messenger RNA. It is a transcript of the gene zeb1a, whose product is annotated as zinc finger E-box binding homeobox 1a. The record is from RefSeq and is a predicted model, not a curated record. NCBI's taxonomy places the organism in Eukaryota, Metazoa, Chordata, Actinopteri, Cyprinodontiformes, Nothobranchiidae. Gene Ontology annotation, molecular function: DNA binding.
CGUUGCCAUGGAUAUGGCAGGGACUUGAUAUUUGUCGUGCAAAUUAGGCGCCUUAUGACGACACUGAGGGGAGGUCUCGAAUCGCACAGUAAAAUAACCGACAGACGUAGUGGAUGCAGGACGGCAUCAUGGGAAAUGGCAAAAGCAGGUUUAACGCAAACAGUUUAAAUGGUUGACAUAGACGGUCCAGAAAACGUCAAAAUAGCUAAAUAUUAACAAAUCAGAGUGCCAGAGAUCACCCUUGCUGUCCAAAUGUUUGCUAAAAACAAAUAAAAGCCAUUUUGGAUCUAAAUCACCAAACUAAAGUAGCUAAAAAGAUGCAGUUCUGUAAAACUGAUGCAUUUGCUGUACGAUAUUUUAAUGUAUCCCGUAUUUCUCUUCUGAUAACAGCAUAUUUAAUGAAACAUCUGUUGAAGCUCCUUUCCUGAGACGAGAGCGUUUCCGGAGAUUCUAUAGAAAUCCAGUAAUGAGUUUCCUCAUUACCACUGCUGAGGCGCUGCGGGACGGAGGGAGUUGAGUCAUCACUUAUUAUUCGUCUUUGUCGACAGGUUUCUCUAAACCGCGCGUUCACUUAACACACAACAAGUUUAGUCAUGAAGGAUUCAUCACUUCCAGUUCAAUUAGGGCUCCUCUACCUCACGCUGCUCAUCACCGUAACACCUGCCGUCCUCCACCUCCACGAGUAAACCUGAGCAGACACAAGCAGACUUCUGUUUGCUUUUACUGCUUUGUGUUUCAGCUCCAUGGAAAAGAAAGGUAUCAGUUUAACACUUCAAAUACGUCCAGUAAUGGUUUGUUGCAGGACUCCUCCAACAGCUCACCGUUAGAAAACAAACAAAACGGUCGGUGUGUUUAGAUUUAACAAGCAGAGGCAGGAAAAGUCUGACUUUUAAUCCUCGUUUCUCUGCUAACACCUCAGCCUACGCUGGCAUCUGCCUCCAUCUCAGCAGCAGCUCGUUCCAGCCAAGCAGGAACCACUAAAACCACAGAGACAGCCAGAUUCCGAACAUGGUGGGAGCAGCGCUCGCCUACUCUUUCUUUCUCUCAGCUCAGUCUCUUCUUCUCUUCUUUCAGUCCUUUUUACAUUGCUGCUUUCUGGAUGCUUCCGUGUUUCUUCUCCUCAUCCCAAGAAUCAAAGCUAUAAUAACAAAAGCAUUUAGUUUAAUGUUUGCAGCAGUUAUCCUUCUGCGUUUUACUCGCUGUUACAAACUAUUUCUGCUUUUUUUAAGCUUUUGGCCAAACAUCAAAGUCAUGAUAUGAUUAAAUAUAAUGAACUGUUCUGGGUCGGGCCUGAGAACAGAAACUCAGAGCUACAUUAGCUUUCGUCAAAACAAAGUCCCUAAAUCUGCUUCAAUCCCCAAUACAACAGCUUAAUGUGGGCUGAUGACAUUUUCCUCUUUUUGUUGGAAUCUUCUGGUAAAAGUUGAUGAAAAACUUCAGAAUUUUCCUCAGAAAGAGAAUGUUGGUGGAUUAAUGCCUAACCAGUUAAUGAGGAACAGUGUUUAUGCAAGCAUCGUUAAACUGUGCAACUGCUGCAUUUUUCUGUUCAGUUUGUGAUGAUUUCAUGUUUGUUUUCAUAAAUUUUAGUUGGGCUUAGGGCUAGAUCUUUAGAUCUAAAGCAGCAAGUCAAUCAAAACAUCAAGUGUUGGACAACGGUGUUCUCCAGAGUCUGCGUUUGUUGACCCUUACCAUCCUGUUACUGGUUCCCAAUGAUUUAGAAGUUGGGUCAUUUUUCUGCAUUAAUCUCAAAUAGUCAAAUAGUCAACCCAAAGGAACAUCAGCCCUCAUUCCAGCUGUGCUCAUUUAAAGUCAGCAAAGCAGAUUUAGUCUUCGGGGAUUUUCAGGUAUAUGAAUCUUCAUUUACGUGAAAGUAAAACAUACAUUAGGUGAGUCAUGUGCUGACUGCAGUACCUGAAGUGUUUCAGCUGCACCUGCAGUAAAAAUAACUGACUGUUCCUGUUAGAAAAACAUUAACAAACCAGGAAGGAGCUACGCUUUUAUGGUACAGAGGAGCUCUGAUGGUGUUCUGGAGAAGUCAUGGAAAAGUCGUGAAAUGUUUCAGCGCUGUAGAGCCGCAGUGGGAAACCUUCUGAAGCUACGCCUGGUAUUUUUGGGUUGUCUUGACUUUCAGCUCUUUAUUUCCUCCCCGUCUGAGGCGAGAGGGGAGAGCAGCUGGUGUUGAGUUGGUCCUCUGGUGAGAGAUUAGUGAGUGCUUUCCCCCUGCAGCCUGGGCCGCACUGCAGCUCCAAUCCAUCCUGCUUUAUAAAUUCACCACGGACAGUUUUGGCAAGUGAAGGAGGAGUGUGUGUCAGACGAGGAAGAGGAGGUAAAGGAUGCUCUAGUGGAGGAGAUCCUCCAGCAGGGAGACACAGCCAUCAUUUAUCCUGAAGCACCUGAGGAUGAACAGAGUCCUGCAGAGACCGGAGACGCUGAUGAAAACGGAACACCCGACCCCUUCUCCCAGUUGCACACUUGCCCGUACUGCUCUCGGGGCUACAAACGCAACGCCUCGCUGAAGGAGCACAUUAAGUAUCGCCACGAGACCAGCGAGGACAACUACAGCUGCUCCCAUUGCAGCUACACCUUCACCUACCGCUCGCAGCUGGAGAGGCACAUGAGCCACCACCGAGGCAACAGGGAGCAGCGUCACGUUUCCCAGUCAACAGGAGGAUCAGGAGGAACAGGUGGAACCCGCAAGUUCAAGUGUAACGAGUGUUCCAAGGCCUUCAAAUACAAACAUCAUCUAAAGGAGCACCUGCGCAUUCACAGUGGUGAGAAACCAUACGAAUGUUCCAACUGCAAGAAGCGGUUCUCCCACUCAGGUUCCUACAGCUCCCACAUCAGUAGCAAGAAGUGUGUUGGUGCCAUCCCCCCCAACGGUGUGUCGGUAGCGGUGGUUAAAUCUUCAUCCCCGACCACACAGACUAAACCUGUCGCAAUAGCUCCAGCCCGCACCACUAUCAAGGAAAAGACUGAAAGUAAACCCCUCCAGGAGCAGCUGCCCAUCACCCAGAUCAAAUCAGAACCUGUGGAAUACGAGUGUAAGCCUGUCAUGGCGGCACCAGCAACUUCAGCUGGUAGCAAAGUAGUCGUGAACGGAGGGAUGGCGCAGCCGGCUGCGGCCCCCGCUGCCCCCCUGCCUCAGGGCGUUGCUAUGGUUGUACCAACAGUCGGUCUGAUGUCGCCUGUCAGCAUCAAUCUAAACGACUUGCAGAAUGUGCUGAAGGUGGCGAUGGAUGGAAACGUGCUGAGGCAGGUGCUGGGCUCAGCCAACGGGGUGGCGACUCAGGGGAAGCAGGGCAUCGUUGUCCAGCAACCGCAGCAGCAGAUCAUCAGCCUGCCCGCCUUUGUGGACCACGACGGUACCACCAAGAUCAUCAUCAACUACAGCAUCAGCCCCACGGCCGGCACUGCUGCUACUACCCUGCCGACACCGCUCAUUAUUAAAAACAACUCGCCACCCGCCCUCGCAGUCACGACAGCAGCCGCCGCUCCCCCCACUCCAACCAAAACAGAUCAGUCCCCAACCCCAGAGGCCACCGACCUCUCUGUCCGGAAAGAACCAGAACACGUCAAAGACGAGGGGACAGAGGACCCUGAGGACGCAUCAGCGCCUGCUGAAACAGAAGAAGUGGCUCAGAUCUCAAAGGCCAGCAGCUCCAGUAUGUGUUUAUUAUGCGACGACUGCCCCGAUAAUCUGGAGGCGCUGCAUCUCCAGCAUCACAAAGCAGCCAACGGCGAGGCCGCGGACUCUGCUGCUUUAGACCCAUCAUUCGCUGAUCUACUUAGCGAGGCGGGGGUGACGCUGGAGGAGCCGCCUGUAGACGACCUCAUCUCUCUCCUCAAAACCUACUUUGCCUCCAACGCCAACCCCAGCGAGGAGGAGCUGACCAAGAUCUCCAACUCUGUCAGUAUUCCAGUGGAGGUGGUGACAAAGUGGUUUACUAAGAUGAACUCUGGGGAAAAGGUGGAAGAAAGCCACAGUGAAGCUACGGAUGCUUCUGAAAAGACCGAAACCACAAAUUCCAGCUUGGAGAACCCUCUGAUUCACGCUGAAGAAGAAGAAGACGACACCACGCAGGAAGAAUUUAUCCAAGCUGUGCCAGGCAGCGCUUCCCCCACAGACUCCACAUCGCUCAGUCUCAGCGAGGAUCUUGUUAUCGUUAAAAGUGAGCCAGAGGACCCGGAGGCCAUAGACUCUCAGGCAGAACCCCUGGACCUCUCUCUUCCCAAACAGAACCCUUCACCAUCAGAAAGGAAAACCACUCCCCCUCCAGCAAAGCAGCAGGACCAGCCUCUGAACCUGACGUGCUUAAGGAAGGAGCAGGUGGACGGGAGAACCAUCUACGUCACGGCGCCUCAGACAGGGAACCCCGUCAACAUUGUCACCGCCGCACAGCUCCCCACCUUGGUAGCCAUCGCUGGUCAGGGAACAGUGGGCUGCCUCAGUGCCAUCAACGCCACAACAAAGCGCACCAUCCUCAUCCCCCAACUCACCUACACCUAUGCCACUACAGCCGGCAACAGCACCGGGGCCAAGACCGUUGUACUCAACGGCCACAAGGAAAAACGUUCAGAGAGCAAUGCUGAUGCCGUUUCCACUGCAGAGGAGCAGGAAGCCAAGAAGAGGCGGCUGGAAAACGGAGUCUAUCCCUGUGAUCUGUGCUCCAAGGUUUUCCAGAAGGGCAGCUCGCUGCUCAGACACAAAUAUGAACACACAGGAAAACGGCCUCAUGAAUGCAGCAUCUGCAAAAAGGCUUUCAAACACAAACACCACCUGAUCGAACACUCGAGGCUUCACUCCGGGGAGAAACCUUACCAGUGUGACAAGUGUGGGAAGCGGUUUUCCCACUCGGGCUCUUACUCCCAGCACAUGAACCACCGCUACUCCUACUGCAAAAAGGAGGGCUCGAACCUGAGCUCCCCUUUGGGAUCACGUAGGGUCCAGUUAGAACUCGGCAGCCCCGGUGCCGGACUCCAAUCGGACAGCCGGACCACCACCCCGCCUUCUCCGAUGGACUCAGACGAGAGAGAGAGCGAGGAAGAGAUGGAUGAGGAUGAUGAGGCCAUUUGCAUGGAUGACAUCCGAGUGGUGCAGGUGGACGAUGGGGAGUGUGAGAUUUAUGAAGGAAACUUUGAUGAUGACGAUGAUGAUGAUGAUGACGAUGAUGAAGAGGAGGGGGAGGUUUUGGCAGAAGAGGAGGCAAUGGCGGAUGAAGGAACUCAGCACGUCAGGUCGCAGGAGGAAUUUGCUUGUGACGUGGUCGAAGUGGAGUUGGGGAAUAAUCAAGCGGAAGAGAAGAAGGAAUCAGCAGGUGAAGCGGAGAGAGCAGCAGACUGUGAAGAAGACACGGACAGCAUCAGGGAGGGCUGUGAUGGUGCUCGGCCACCAGAGGAGGUGGUGUCAAACAAAUGAAGGAAAGAACUCUUCAGAAUCUUCGGCCAUCAACGCUGUUUUCAGACAAAAGAGGCAAGUCUCAGAAGAUGCCUAAACUAAACGGUCCACUACUGUGUACAAAAACCCAGGUGUGCCUGAACUUAGACAAAAAACACAAGACAGUGACUUUUAUUUGUGAAAAAUGAAAUAUCGGUGUUUAAAACUGUUUAUAGAAGUACAGAUUUUGAAGUAGUACCAACCCAUCGACUUGUUAGACUUGUUACUGAGACCUUGGGUCGUUUUGUUUCUUUCCACUCAGCCAGUCAGUGUUACUAACCUUGUUCUUGUUUGAAAACAUUUUAACCUGUAAAGAGAAAGAUUUCUAUACCUUUUUAUUGCCAAUGAAGUUUCCUAAGAAUCAGUAUUUUAUUGAGUUCUACGAACAAAAACCUCUGCACUACAGUAUUCCUAGUUUACCUACGGAUACAUGCCUCAUGCAUCGUAAACCCUUCAGUGUUAUAUGUGUACACUAGCUAGCGAUAUGUUGUUCGUGUUAGCAUUAGUCUCUGCUAGCUAGCAUCACGUUUUUGUUUUCAGUUCGACUGUUAGCCUUAAGAGAAACAAAGUAUUCCUGGGGCGGGUUGUGGGCGGGACGGGGAGUCCCGGGUGAGAAGGCGACUUCUUUAUGCCAUAACCAAAUUAGUCCAGUCAGGGAAGAAAAAGAUCGCAACCUCAAAGCCAGCAUCAAGCGCUUUUGUUUUGCUACCCAGCACAGCCUGGACGGCUGGAGUCUCCAGAGCAGAUUCUGUCCUCCAGGCUGGGCUUCAGGUCCGAAACACACACACACACACACACACACACACACACACACACACACACACACACACACACACACACACACACACACACACGUGCUGAGUCCUACCAAGCUUCUUCUUUUGAUGUUGUCCCAGUGUUUCCAGCUUAUAAACGAAGUCAUGUGUCUGUGAAGGAUCAGGGCUGUUUCCUGCUCCACCCCGAUGCCUCCAGCCUUAUGCAAGACCUGUGUGCUGUUAAAGUGCCAUUGAACAGUAUUAUUUCUUCUUCUUCACACAUGUAGCCAGUAUUACUAACACAGGACCAUGUUGAUUCAUGUUUGUUCACUUGCACAGAACAGCAAACUUGUCACAACUCAAGGGUCUUUUUUUUUAAUGAACCAACAAAGUUGGGAAACUGCUAAAGAUUUGUCUGUAGAACGUUUCUCUACUAAUGACAAGACUUUUUCAUCUUCCAGUGUGUUUGUUUUAUCUCGCGAAACUCAAGAUUAUAUUUAUUUAAUAACUCAAAUGUGAUAAAAACCUGCAGAUGAUCCAAAAAGGGUUUGAAUCAUUAAGAACAGACGCAGCAGCAGUGUGCUGCCUUACCUUUUCCUUGGAGGCUUACGGAAGAACCUCUAGAGAAGCUCUGACUUUCUGCUUUUCAAACAGGAAAACUAUUGUGUGAGCUCAUCUUUUGACUCAUUUCUGCCUCCUUUCGUCAUCUCUUACUUCCUGCUACUAGAAAGUACUUGUUUUGAGGGAGAAAGGACCGAUGUGGGGUUGUAAUCCAAAUUUUGCUCACGUCUGUGUGAGUUUUAGCAUUUGUGACGUCUAAAAAUGGCCAAAACUUGAGAGAAAAACAUCUUUUGAUCUAAACUGUUUCCCAGACUGAGCUUUAGCUGAAUGCACUUUGUGCAUCCAGAGUUUUACUUAAUCAAACUACAAAUACUAUAAAUGUAUCCGUUGUUGCUGAUAAAAAGAAACUGGAUUGUGACAAGCUGUCCCGCACUUCAAGUAACAAAUGUCGGUGAACGUGGUUCCUGAGGAGUUUUUACCCAACAGUGUUCCUAGUAUUUGUUUUUCUUCUGUUCCCGUUUGGGAUUAUAUUAUUUUUCUGUAUGUUUGUUGCCAUUAAUUACAGUAUUAGAGCCCUUUUCACAGAAAAACUAAAACUUAAAAAAAUUCUGGUUUAGUUUUGAGAAGACUUUUUUAUAUUUAUGUGUCUUAUUUUUCUAUUUUCUUUUAUGGUUAUUUAUUACAUAUUGUAGUGUACAUUACUGUAGUAUGAAUUGAUACAAUAAUAUAUUUUAGUAUGAAAAAUACUCUUUAGACAAACAGGGAUCCCAAAAAAUGUGGCUCUGGGAGCUAAAGCUUGUUUUAACAAUAAAAAAAAGAAAGAACUAAAAAGCUGAACUGUGUACUCUGUAAACUUGACUUCUGUUUAAGCUGAGAAAAUUUUAAAAAAGGAAUGAAAUGAGAAACAAACUGUUACACGUGCAUCUGCUCUCUGCGUUGUUACUAAGCUACUGAAUUCUGUGACUUUAAAAGCAUGUCGCUGUUUUUAAUGAAGGAUCUUGUCAUCAAGUCGUUUCUUCUCCCCUUUUUAUUUUGAUGAAGCCAAAUUUGCAUCGUCCCGCCGCUCCGUCUUCUGUUCUGUGCCAACUUUGAACUUUCCGUUGUGCUGUUGAAGGCUGCAUAAUGUUUGUCUAUAUGACCCCUUUGUAAAUCAUUGUCUUUUUGUAUUGUUUGUAUUGUUUUUAUUUAGGUUUGCUCCAUUUUUAUGACUCCCCAUCACAAUAAAAAUGUAAGACAAAG